GCAGAGUUCAUUCUCUCGCUUCUGGAGAAGAUGCAGACCCAGGAGAUCCUGAGGUUGCUGCGGCUGCCUGAGCUGGGUGACUUGGGCCAGUUUUUCCGCAGCCUCUCAGCCACCACCCUCGUGAGUGUGGGUGCACUGGCCGCCAUCCUCGCCUACUGGUUCACUCACCGGCCAAAGGCCUUACAACCACCAUGCAACCUCCUGAUGCAGUCAGAGGAAGUGGAGGACAGUGGCGGGGCCCGGCGAUCUGUGAUCGGCGACGGCCCUCAGUUGCUCACCCACUACUACGAUGACGCCAGGACCAUGUACCAGGUGUUCCGCCGUGGGCUCAGCAUCUCAGGGAAUGGACCCUGUCUUGGCUUCAGGAAGCCGAAGCAACCUUAUCAGUGGCUGUCCUACCAGGAGGUGGCCGACAGAGCUGAAUUUCUAGGGUCUGGACUUCUCCAACACAAUUGUAAACCAAGUACAGAUCAGUUUAUUGGCGUUUUUGCACAAAAUCGGCCAGAGUGGAUCAUCGCAGAGCUUGCCUGCUACACGUAUUCUAUGGUGGUGGUCCCGCUCUAUGACACCCUGGGCCCUGGGGCUAUCCGCUACAUCAUCAGGACAGCCGACAUCAGCACCGUGGUCGUGGACAAACCUCAGAAGGCUGUGCUUCUGCUGGAACAUGUGGAAAGGAAGGAGACUCCAGGGCUCAAGCUCAUCAUCAUCAUGGAACCGUUCGAGGAAGCUCUGAAAGACAGAGGGCAGGAGUGCGGGGUGGUCAUUAAGUCCAUGCAGGCUGUGGAGGAGUGUGGCCAACAGAAUCAUCAGGCUCCUGUGCCCCCGAAGCCCAGCGACCUCUCCAUUGUGUGUUUCACAAGCGGCACAACAGGGAGCCCAAAAGGUGCGAUGCUCACCCAUGGGAACGUGGUGGCUGAUUUCUCAGGCUUUCUGAAAGUGACAGAGAGUCAGUGGGCUCCCACUUGUGCGGAUGUGCACAUUGCCUAUUUGCCUUUAGCACACAUGUUUGAGCGAAUGGUGCAGUCUGUUGUCUACUGCCAUGGGGGGCGCGUCGGCUUCUUCCAGGGAGACAUCCGUCUCCUCUCAGAUGACAUGAAGGCUCUGCACCCCACCAUCUUCCCUGUGGUCCCUCGAUUGCUGAACCGGAUGUAUGACAAGAUCUUCAGCCAGGCAGACACACCAUUAAAGCGCUGGCUCUUGGAGUUUGCAGCAAAGCGUAAACAGGCUGAGGUCCGGAGUGGAAUCAUCAGGAAUGAUAGUAUCUGGGAUGAACUCUUUUUUAAUAAGAUUCAGGCCAGUCUUGGUGGGUGUGUGCGGAUGAUUGUCACUGGAGCGGCCCCCGCAUCACCGACAGUGCUGGGAUUCCUCCGGGCGGCUCUGGGGUGCCAGGUUUAUGAAGGUUACGGCCAAACUGAGUGUACGGCUGGAUGUACCUUCACCACGCCCGGGGACUGGACCUCAGGGCAUGUAGGGGCACCUCUGCCCUGCAAUCAUAUCAAGCUCAUCGAUGUCGAGGAACUGAACUAUUGGACCUGCAAAGGAGAGGGAGAGAUAUGCGUGAGAGGACCAAAUGUGUUCAAAGGUUACUUGAAAGAUCCAAACAGAACAAAGGAAGCCCUGGACAGUGACGGCUGGCUUCACACUGGGGACAUUGGGAAGUGGCUGCCGGCAGGGACUCUUAAAAUUAUUGAUCGGAAGAAGCACAUAUUUAAACUUGCUCAGGGAGAAUAUGUUGCACCCGAGAAGAUUGAGAACAUCUACAUCCGGAGUGAGCCUGUGGCACAAAUCUAUGUCCAUGGGGACAGUUUAAAGGCCUUUUUGGUGGGUGUUGUCGUGCCUGACCCUGAAGUCAUGCCCUCUUGGGCCCAGAAGAGAGGAAUUGAAGGGUCAUAUGAAGAGCUCUGUGCAAAUAAGGAGCUGAAAAAAGCCAUUUUGGAAGAUAUGGUGAGGUUAGGAAAACAGAGUGGACUCCAUUCGUUUGAACAGGUUAAAGCCAUUCACAUCCACUCUGACAUGUUCUCAGUUCAGAAUGGCUUGCUGACACCAACACUAAAGGCUAAGAGACCUGAGCUGAGAGAGUACUUCAAAAAACAAAUAGAAGAGCUUUACUCAAUCUCCAUGUGAAGUUCAAGGAAAGUUCU
Molecule: messenger RNA, 2141 nt
Organism: Neomonachus schauinslandi (Hawaiian monk seal)
Lineage: Eukaryota; Metazoa; Chordata; Mammalia; Carnivora; Phocidae
Gene: ACSL6
Product: acyl-CoA synthetase long chain family member 6
Exons: 20
Coding region: 31-2124 (697 amino acids)
Biological process (GO): very long-chain fatty acid metabolic process; long-chain fatty acid metabolic process; long-chain fatty-acyl-CoA biosynthetic process
Cellular component (GO): membrane; endoplasmic reticulum
Molecular function (GO): arachidonate-CoA ligase activity
Source: RefSeq, a predicted model, not a curated record